Molecule: messenger RNA, 5519 nt
Organism: Xiphophorus maculatus (southern platyfish)
Lineage: Eukaryota; Metazoa; Chordata; Actinopteri; Cyprinodontiformes; Poeciliidae
Gene: mtm1
Product: myotubularin
Exons: 16
Coding region: 114-1940 (608 amino acids)
Biological process (GO): negative regulation of autophagosome assembly; mitochondrion distribution; muscle cell cellular homeostasis
Cellular component (GO): plasma membrane
Molecular function (GO): phosphatidylinositol-3,5-bisphosphate 3-phosphatase activity
Source: RefSeq, a predicted model, not a curated record
CAGCUCGGCACGUGACGCAGAGUGAGUCGCUACUGUGGCUGGACGAGAACACACCGACAUUUAGCAACAAAAACAAUCGCACUUUUCAGACUGUGGAAGCCACUCACUGAGCGAUGGCCUCACCCGUCUCUGUGUACCACUCCAGCUCUCUGGACUCUCACAUCGCUAGUACUGGCAGAAAUUCUCUACAGAUGGAAUUGUUAGCGGAUGUCUCUCUACUUCCAGGAGAGGAUCGAAUUACAGAUCAGGAGAUCAUUUACAUGUGUCCAUUCAAUGGAGCUGUUAAAGGGAAAGUGUUGAUCACCACCUACAGACUGUACUUCAAGAGCUCAGAUGCUGACGUGCCGCUGACCCUGGACGUUCCUCUGGGUGUCAUAAGUCGAGUGGAGAAGAUGGGUGGAGCGUCGAGCCGUGGAGAAAACUCAUAUGGAUUGGAUAUCACAUGCAAGGACAUGAGGAAUCUGAGGUUCGCUCUGAAGCAGGAAGGCCACAGCAGGAGAGGGAUCUUUGAGAUGAUCUUCAGAUAUGCUUUUCCUCUUUCGCAUAGUUUGCCUCUUUUUGCUUAUGUGAAUCAGGAAAAGUACACUGAGAAUGGCUGGUUCGUCUAUAAAGCUAUGGAGGAGUUUAGGCGUCAGGGCUUACCAAACAACAAAUGGCGUAUUACAUUCAUCAAUAAGAGUUAUGAUCUGUGUGACACGUACCCGACUGUCCUCGCAGUCCCUUUCAAAUGUAAAGAAGAUGACCUUAGAAGAGUGGCCUCCUUCCGGUCAAGAGGACGCAUACCGGUUCUGUCGUGGAUCCACCGGGAAAAUCAGGCAGUGAUUGUUCGCUGUAGUCAGCCCCUCGUUGGAAUGUCUGGUAAAAGAAAUAAAGACGACGAGCGAUACCUGGACCUCAUCAGAGAGGCAAACGACACCACCAAAAAACUCACCAUUUACGACGCCCGGCCCAACGUCAACGCCGUUGCAAACAAGGCCACUGGAGGGGGCUAUGAAGGGGACGAGUACCUAAAUGCUGAGCUAGUCUUCCUGGACAUCCAGAAUAUUCACGUCAUGAGGGAGUCCCUUAAGAAACUCAAAGAUAUCGUCUACCCAAACGUGGAGGAAUCCCACUGGCUGUCCAGUCUAGAGUCUACACACUGGCUAGAACAUAUUAAGCUGGUGUUGUCGGGAGCCAUCCAAGUGGCAGACAAGGUUUCCAGUGGGAAUUCAGUUCUGGUUCAUUGUAGUGACGGAUGGGACCGGACGGCACAGCUUACCUCACUGGCCAUGCUGAUGCUGGACAGCCACUAUCGCACCCUAAGAGGCUUCCAGGUCCUGAUUGAAAAGGAAUGGAUCAGCUUUGGUCACAAAUUUGCAUCGCGGAUCGGCCACGGUGACAAAAACCACGCAGACCAGGACAGAUCGCCAAUAUUUGUUCAGUUCAUUGAUUGUGUAUGGCAGAUGACCAAACAGUUUCCUACAGCCUUUGAGUUCAAUGAGCAUCUCCUGCUCACAAUCUUGGAUCAUCUCUACAGCUGCCGCUUUGGGACUUUCCUCUACAACUGUGAGAGUAUACGAGACCAGCAGGAGCUGAGAUCGAAGACGGUGUCCCUGUGGUCUCUGGUCAACAGCAAGAUGGAUAUUUAUUUGAACCCAUUCUACACUCCAGAGUCUGGACAGGUUCUCUACCCCGUGGCGAGCAUGCGCCACCUAGAGCUGUGGGUAACCUACUACAUCCGCUGGAACCCACGUAUACGACACCAGCAGCAGAGUCCAGUGGAGCAGCGCUACAAGGAGCUUUUGGCCCUCAGAGAAGAAUACUUAAAGAAACUGCAGCAGCUUCAGUUAUCCGAUUCUUCCUCUCCCUAUCUGCUGGCUAACAGCACCACGCCAAACACCACCUCGUCUACAGCCUCCACACCUUCACAGCAGUACACACACCUACAGACUCCGUUUUGAAGCUCUUCCUUCACAGACGAGAGGCAGAACCUUUUUUGGAUUGCACUGUUCAUGUCCUCUUUUAUCUGCAGUCUUCUUUCUUUUUGUUCUAACUCACACACGCACACACACACACACACUGCACAGGGAGAGGCUUGGUUUGGUUUUGGAAAACUAUCUCUUUCAUUUGUACCUAAUAGAAAAGUUGACAAAUUGGUGAAUUAUGCAAUAUCUCUCUUUAGCGUUUUACCUGAACAUUUUAAACACACAGCAAAGCUUUGAAGAAUUUCAAUGCUUGACGUUUAAGGGCUCCAGAGGACAGGAUGCACACACAGCCGCUGCAGGUCGGGUUUUCUAUAGUUUCUUAUUUAAUAUAAACCACCGUUUAACAUUAUUGAGUUCAUCAGAAGUUUGAAUAAUAUAUUAACUAAGAGAGACUAAGGUUAUUUUUAUUUUAUUUUUUUAAAAGAGGACAAGAGAACAGACAAUUUAGGAAAACGACUGUUUGGUACCGUGAGUGUUCUCAGGCCAGUUACCAACAAAGAAAACUCAAACUCAGCCCGUCCAGAAAAAUCCCUUUCACUUCCACAUGCUCUCCACUUCAGGCCGCCGAGCGCAGAAUCAGAAAUUACGACGACGUUAAGACGCCCAAUCACCUGGCAGCUGUUUGGGUCGACUGAAAGGGAACUGAUUGAUGUGCUUCAUCUGUAGGGAUGUUUGAGCUUCCAUGCGGUGAGUCAAAUGUAUUUAUGUGAGCUGCAAACACCUGGGCUGCCCACAGCUGCACAGGUGAUGAGUUAUGUUUUAGUCUGAGAAGGACUUUCUUUACCUGGCUCACCGCAGGACUGGAGGUCGUGAUUGCAGUCAAAUAUGCUUCGGAAAGUUAUUUUUUUAUUUUCAUUGAAAUUGCAAAAGAAGAGUCGUAUGUAGAUUUCUGUCAAAUUAACUGAAUAUAUCUUUUCAAUAAGAGAGUAACAUUACCAAAUGUGGAAGAAUUGUGCUAUAAAGACUUCAGGCGCUGCAUCUAUCCCUGCUCUGAUCCUGCAGUGAAAAUGCAUUAAAUCUGCUGCGUCUGCAAAUUUUUCAGUUGAAGACAGAUGAAAACUUGAUUUAUUAUGAAUUUAAAUAUCAGCUAUUCCUGUGAGGUCGUCACUAUCAGGAACUUUUUGCGAUUCUAAACAUCUGUUACCGAUGUUGAUCAGAGACGAGCCGUCAUGGAGGAACUGUGAGCCUCUUUCCUCUCUGUAAUCACUGAUAAUAAUAACAGUUGAGUGGAACUCACUGCCAUGUUGGAUUAAAGGUAAAGACGGGUGCAGGACAUUAUGUAUUUGCAGUUAAUACCUACAACCAGUAAGCCAUGAAAGUAACUAUAAGAGUUCAAAUCUGGAAGAUGAGUUUCUGAAAAACAAAUCAUUUUGACCAACAGCGGUUUUAGUAUUGUUGAAUAGAAAAAAUCAUAAUGAAACUUUAGAAUUGAAAUGAAAAAAAACAAAAACAAAGCGAAACCACACUAGGAAUAAUAAACACUACCCCACAAGUUGUAAGCUAAGCUUUAGAUUUUUUGCCAUGAGUCCAGCUGCAGUUAAUGUGCGUCCUUUGAAGAGUUGCUCCACUCCUGUAUCAGUUGAAACCAGACUGUUCAAUUGAAAGCAGAAACUGGCAAAGAGUGUUUAAAAUGACAAUAUUCAAAAAACCCGUUGUGAAUGUUAUUACAUGCAGACAACACAGAGGGAUUGAGUUUGAGGCUCCAGUCAUCAAAUUUAAAAGCUGGAUGGUGAAAUGCAGAGUUUAUGAAAACAGGUGAAGUGUUUUUAGUUAGCUGUGUUUAGGUUGACUUCCUGGAUGGUGAUAGAACUGAGGCUUGCAGAGGGACUGGAACUGUGCAUUACCCUUGGAAGAGGAAAAAGAAGAUAUGCGUUGUUGAAGCAAUAUUGCAUUCAUAUUUCUGUUUCGCAUAGAAAAAAAACUUGAGGGCUAAAGCUGGACUUUUGGACAGUUUCCAGUAAACUGCAGGUUCUAUCGAAGGUUCUAUUAGAGUAAAAUGAAUCUCGCAGGGAUGAAGUUAGAACUGUGGUUGUGGCGAGAAAACUGUUGAGUUAACUUGAUAAAUGUGUUUCUGUCAGCUACAGCAUGUUGUUUACCUCGAGGUGAAACUCCCUCACACUUCUUUCUUUCACUUCCUGUGGUGUAAGUGUGGCUGUCUAAAUAUUUCACCAACCUUGAAUUUUUUCUGGAUGUUUAAAUUGACCAGACUUCAAAUGAGUCCAGAAGGUUAAAAUUUCUCUGAUUUUAAAAACAGACCCCAGUGUUAGCCCUAGCAUUAGCAGAUUGACAUGCUAACGGUUUUUAAAAUGUGCCUGGGAUCAGGAGCCACAUCGUGCCUUGUGCCUGCCACUGUUUGAGACUGAGGGCAUGCAGAGGAAAAGAAAGAUGGUUUUGUCAUACAUUAGGAGUUGAUAUUGUGGGUACUAAACCGAUUCUUUUCAUUUAGGCUUAUGAAAGUUUUUCAAAAAUGUAAUUUUCUAAAAAUCAGCUCUUGAGUAAUAUUCAGACCAUGUCACAAAUGAUCAGUUAUGUUCUUGACUCUUGAAUUCAAAGCUCUAACGGUCUUUAAUGAUGGUCAUUACAUCAGAUUUGUUUUGAGCCCUUCUCAGACCCUGCUUUUGCAAAUAAGUCAAACGAAAAGUGCCUUGUUUUAUAAGCGCUUCCUCUUUUUAAUUUAAACCCAGCCACAUUUCCUUUUCCUCUCUCAGAACCAGAAACCCUCUUCACAGUCGCCACGAGUGUUUACACUGACCAGAUAUCUGGUGUGUGUGUGUGUGUGUGUGUGGGAUCUCUUAUUUUGACUUCCUCAGUCGACUUUUCAAUCCGCUCGUAGGUUUGUUUGUCUACUUGUGCCUUUCAGUCUUGCACACACACGUUGAACUGGCUGUCUGACUUCAUCUCCUGCUCAGAGUGCUAUAUUUUACCUUUGUCCAUCGAAAUUCUACCUCUUCACCCUACAAACGGCAGGUUCACCAGACAGGCGUACUGCUGCCACCUUCUGGAGACAUAGGGAAAAGCUCAGAGCAGCAUUAGAUCUCCUGUAUGUGUGGGUCAGUUUCAGCUCAAUUGAAAAUGAAAUGAAACUCGUCAGCUCGGUGGAAGCUACAGCAAACAUCUAUUUUGGCAGAACUGUUAGCUUUUUAGUUACAAACUAUUUUCUCGUUUAUUUAAUUUGCACUAUAACGUCGUUAGCUCAAUCAGAACCUGUUUUAUUGUCUAAAACCUAUCUCUUUAUUUACCUUUCUGUUGAGUCUUUGAGUGUUGACUCAGAAGUUGUGGAUAUGAAAUUGAACUUUGCUUUUUUGGCUGAGGGGAUCAGAAGGUGCUGAUGUUCCUGAUAAACUGUCCUCUGACUCUGACCGUAUCCGUCUUCAUCCGCCUCAGAGUGACGGCUGUGGAGGCGGAGCAACUGUAAACAUCAGAAAAAUAGUUCCAUUUGCUUUUGUUUCUAAUGUUUCUUUGUCAAGUAAUAUUCUGGGGGGUUGGAGGGGUUUCCCUGAAUUUUGUCUUCAGUGUAAAUAUUUGUUAUUAAAUUCCGAUUUUCUGAAAUCUCAA